UAUAAUUUGUUUCUCUCUCCAUACACACACAUACACACACAAUCUCAUCUCUCUCUCUUUCCCUGCCUCCUUCUGUCUCUCUGGUGUGAUGGUUUGCUGGUCUGUCUGAGAGCAUCCCCUGUCGCUAUACAAGAGUCGUUUGCCCCCGACCUACCAGCCUAAUCUCUCUCUUUCCCGGCCAAAUAGUCUCUACCCUAAUAUCGGCUCAAUCCCAUCCUCCCACCCGCCAUUUACCGGGUAGUACACACAUAGCUCACAUAAAUCAGUUGCUUUUUAUUACAUUUUAAAAGAUUGCCAACAGAAAGAGUGUCUUAAAAUCGAUGAAUAUGGAAUCAGCUCAAUUUCUCGAAGUGCACAACUCUUCUUCGAGAGAAGUUCAAGCUAUCCGUCAGGUUAUACGAUCAACAAGAACUACUCUUGAUGAGUUCCAGAGAUCUUUCCCUUAUGGUCAGAGGACAUCGCUUGUUGUUGAGGAAGAGUCAGAGCUCAAGAAAAGACUAGAAGAUCUAAUGAGAAGAGAGAAAGAACUAAGCGGGCAAGGCUGGGAUAGUAGCGAUUCUGCUGAACAGGAAUUAGUCUCCAGUAGUUCUCCUGACGGCUCUGAUCAAUCUCCUCGUGGACCUCUCUCUCCACGGAAUCCGUUGACUGUCAGUCAUUCUUAUCCCCUCUCUCCAGUCCGUCACCUUCCUCCUCUUCCUCCUGUUACAGUAUCUAUAGAGAAUGACACUGUUGCUCCUUCUUCCCCUGUUACCACUCAUGCUGCUCUAAUUAGAGCCCACCUUCCCGAAGGACAGAGAACUAUUGUUCCAAUCAGACAAGGUGUUACAAUACAAGAUGCUUUAAUGAAAGCAAUGAAAACACGCAAUCUAACGCCUAACACUUGUAUUGUGUAUGCAGAGAGCCCACGUUUGCUGAUAGAAUGGGACACAGACACUACACAAUUGUCUGGGAAAGAGGUUUUUGUUGAAUAUCAAAAAAGCCCAAAACUUGCAUCAACCAAUCAUCAUAACUUUGUCAGGAAGACUUUCAUAGCUCUAGCGUUUUGUGACGUAUGCAAGAAGCUGUUGUUUCAAGGUUUCCGCUGUGAAACCUGUGGGUUUAGAUACCAUCAGCGCUGCAGCCCUAGAGUCCCCAUACAGUGUGGAGGAGUUGAUGAUGAUCUGAUAAUGGCCUAUAUAUUAUCACAACAUCCUCCAAAACCUGACGAUUCUCCACAGCCGUCCAGCCCAGUCCCUCACUCGCCUACUGUUCCUCUUCUAGUUCCUACUAAAGGAGGCGACGAGGGAGAGACUCACAGUCGAUUCCUCAACACUUCAUCAAGAGAGAGGUCAAUCUCCACACCGAAUGUCCUUUACAAUUCUCCAGCUAAUUAUGAUCCUUACCCCACCACCACUGAGGAUAACAGGGAGUUCCUUGGUCCAAUGCCAUUCUCAUCAGUCAGUGGAUCGUAUGUAGAUAAUCAUUUAUCGCAUUCUACAGAGUAUAACAGUGUUUUUGAUUACAAUGUCAGUAGCAGUGGUAACUCAUCGCGUGAUGCUCCAAUCGCUCACCCUCCCCACUCUCGGAGGGGCCUAUGUGGGCGUGGUCACAUCAGUACGAGUGCCCUUGAGACUAGUCAUACUGGAAUGGACGCUAUGAGAAUUGAGAGGAGAAGAAAAGGACACAAGAGACAGUCCAGUGCUGGUCACUUGGACUACAGUGGCGUUGAAGAUUCUAAGGAAAGAAGAAACUCAACAGAAGGGCGCUCUCCAAUGGAAAGAAGGCUUCACUCUUCUUCAGAGAGACAUCGUCACAGGAGUUUAGAGAGACGGAGUUCUUCGGGCGAUCGGACGUCAGCGACUCCUGACAGCAUGAGCCCUUCAUACUCAACGGGACAGUCCCCACUGCAGACCCCCACUGGAUCCAAACCUCCAUUACAGACCAGUCUAAGCAGUGGUGACAGUGGGUUGGGAGGAUCAAGAAGCUCAACCAGUUACAGUAGCAGCACACUCCCUUCCCAGAGAAGAAGACAGAGGACUUCAUCUGAAGACAAAAGAGCAAAGGUGAAGUGUAAAGAUAGUUCUGAUGUAUGGGAGAUACCCUACAACGAGAUAGAAGUUGGAGAGAGGAUUGGGUCUGGUUCAUUUGGAACUGUUUAUAAAGGGAAAUGGCAUGGUCCUGUUGCUGUAAAGAAACUUAACGUAUCAAAUCCAACUGAGCAACAAAUGCAGGCCUUUAAGAAUGAAGUGGCAGUCUUAAUGAAGACACGUCAUGCCAACAUACUCUUGUUCAUGGGUUGGACUAGUAAGCCAAGACUGACCAUAGUAACACAGUGGUGUGAUGGGUCUACUCUGUUCAGUCAUAUCCACGUGUUAGAGGACAGGUUUGAGAUGUACAAGAUAAUCGAUAUAUGCAGGCAAACUGCUCAAGGAGUGGAUUAUCUUCAUGCCAAGCAGAUUAUUCAUCGUGACCUCAAAUCAAACAAUAUAUUUCUGCACGAUGACAUGACUGUGAAGAUUGGUGACUUUGGACUAGCUACAGUAAAGACAAGAUGGGACGGCAAUGAGAAAGUGAGACAGCCAACUGGAUCUAUUCUUUGGAUGGCACCCGAAGUAAUAAGAAUGGAAGAACCCGAUCCAUACACGUUCUAUUGUGACGUAUAUUCAUUUGGAGUCGUCGUGUAUGAAUUAAUAUCCGGACAACUCCCUUAUCCUCACGUCCAGGACAGGGAUCAGAUUCUCUUUAUGGUUGGGCGAGGCUUCUUGAGGCCCGAUCCGUCCAGCGCAAGGAAGGACACUCCGAAAUCUUUCAAGCAAUUGUGUAUCAAGUGCUGUCAGUUCGAGAAAGAUGACAGACCACUCUUUCAUCAAAUCUUGGCUGACUUGGAGUCAUUGUCUGAUAGCAUGCCUAAAAUCAAGAGGAGUAAUUCGGAGCCGACAACUUUAUGCUAUGCCGGCCUCUCGUAUCAAGAGGAGCUAAACAAAUCGCCACACACACCAUCGCACAACAGCAGUGCCACUGGGGCAGAGUCUGCCUUUCAUCUAGUAAAGCAAUGAAAUACUCAUCAUGCCAAUAUGAUGGAAUGGAAUUACAAAACAAAUGGGAUAGUGUAUGCAUGCACUGAAGUACAACUGAGAAUUAAUUUUUUUCAUCGAUUAUUAUUAUUAAUACUUAUUUUUGAUAUUGUUGUUAUUUUAAUUAUUAUUGAAUUUUUUUGCUUUUUUUACUGUAACAAUUUUUUUACUGUGACUCGGUCAUAGCCUGUGAGUUUA
Amphimedon queenslandica is the source of this 3251-nucleotide messenger RNA. Its product is annotated as RAF proto-oncogene serine/threonine-protein kinase. Gene Ontology annotation, biological process: protein phosphorylation; MAPK cascade. NCBI's taxonomy places the organism in Eukaryota, Metazoa, Porifera, Demospongiae, Haplosclerida, Niphatidae. The transcript has 24 exons. Gene Ontology annotation, molecular function: ATP binding; MAP kinase kinase kinase activity. Bases 321 to 3035 code for a protein of 904 amino acids. Gene Ontology annotation, cellular component: cytosol; mitochondrion. The record is from RefSeq and is a predicted model, not a curated record.